UGCAGCCAAGCGCUGUCUCUUCCAGCAUCAUCAGUCCCCCCUCCGUCUCCAUCAUCUCCCUUCACAGUUAACGUCCAACAAACUGGGUUCUGUUGUUGUCUGUCUACGUAAAUUUGACUUCUGACAGCAGCAUGUCUGACAAGAGUGAACUCAAGGCUGAGCUGGAAAGGAAGAAACAACGGAUCGCCCAGAUUCGAGAGGAGAAGAAAAGAAAAGAGGAAGAGAAGAAAAAGAAGGAUGGAGACUCUAAACGUGGAGGUGAGGCAAUGGGUGGAUCUUCAGCCGGCCAUGAAGAUUCAGACCUGGAGAGGAAGAGGAGGGAAGCUGAGGCUCUGCUGCAGAGCGUUGGCAUCACCCCCGACGUACCCCACGCUCAGCCCCUGAGGGUAGUAACAGAAGAUACAUGUCUGUUUCACUACCUAGUCCCUGCCCCAAUGUCUCCCUCCAACAAAUCUGUCGGCAGCGAUGCAGGAAGUCAAGAUUCUGGCGAUGGAAACGCAGGACCAAGGACAUUGCAUUGGGAUCCUGACCCCUCUACUCUGCAACUCCACUCCGACUCUGAGCUGAUGGGACGUGGAGCCGUGAGGCUAGGCAUGUCCAAAGUGACCCAGGUGGACUUUCUGCCAAAGGAAAUGGUGUCCUACUCCAAAGAAACGCAGACACCCACGGAGGCAAUGACACACACCGAUCAAAAAGCAGAUGAGGAAGAGGAUGAGGAGAUAACUGCUCCUCCACCAGCAGAGGACAACCAGGAGGACAAAGAUGAGCAGGGUGAACAGCAGCAGGAAGACGCCCCCAAGGAGCUGACCGAGGAAGAGAAGUUGCAGUUGCUUCACUCGGAUGAUUUCUUAUCAUUUUUUGAGCGCGGCAGCAGAAUUGUGGAGAGAGCUCUGGCUGAGCAGGUGGAUGUCUGCUUCGACUACAGCGGCAGAGAUCUAGAGGACAAGGAGGGUGACUUGCAGGCUGGGGCAAAGCUGGUUCUGAACAGGCAGUUUGCAGAUGAGCGUUGGACUAAAAACAGAGUGGUCACCUGUCUCGACUGGUCUCCUCAGUAUCCAGAGCUGCUGGUGGCCUCAUAUAACAACAAUGAGGAUGCUCCACAUGAGCCUGAUGGUGUGGCACUGGUCUGGAACAUGAAGUAUAAGAAGCCCACCCCUGAAUACAUCUUCCACUGCCAGUCUGAAGUGAUGUCAGCCGGCUUUGCAAAGUUUCACCCCAACCUUGUGGUGGGUGGGACAUACUCGGGACAGAUAGUAUUAUGGGACAACAGGAGCAACAAGCGCACCCCUGUGCAGAGGACUCCCCUGUCUGCAGCUGCACACACACACCCAGUCUACUGCGUGAAUGUGGUGGGAACCCAAAAUGCCAACAACCUGAUCAGCAUUUCCACUGAUGGCAAGAUGUGCUCCUGGAGCCUGGACAUGCUCUCCCAGCCACAGGACAGUCUGGAGCUGGUGUUCAAACAGAGCAAAGCGGUGGCUGUCACCUCCAUGGCGUUUCCUCUGGGUGACGUUAACAAUUUUGUGGUAGGGAGCGAAGACGGCUCCGUCUACACCGCCUGUCGCCAUGGCAGUAAGGCAGGCAUCACUGAAGUGUUUGAAGGUCACCAUGGUCCGGUUACUGGACUGAGCUGCCACAGUGCUGGAGGACCUGUCGAUUUCUCUCACCUCUUCAUUUCGUCCUCGUUUGACUGGACCGUCAAACUCUGGAGCACUAAGAGUACCCGUCCACUAUACUCUUUUGAGGACAGCUGUGACUACGUCUACGAUGCGAUGUGGUCUCCAACACACCCUGCCCUGUUUGCUUGUGUGGACCUAGCUGGACGUCUGGACUUGUGGAACCUCAACAAUGAUACCGAAGUUCCAACUGCUAGUGUGUAUGUGGAUGGGGCUCCAGCACUGAACCGUGUCAGAUGGUCUCACACUGGAAAGGAGAUUGCCACUGGGGACUCAGAGGGACAGGUUCAGGUCUACGAUGUUGGCGAGCAAAUCUGUGUUCCCAAAGCAGAUGAGUGGACCCGCUUCGUCAGGACGCUGGCUGAGAUCAAUGAAAACAGAGAUGAAGCUGAGGAACUGGCCAAUGCAUGAUGUUGCAAACCCCACCCACCCCCACACACAACCACUCAUAAAAUUCUCUCCAGUCCGCUACACCUAUAGUACAUUACACAGUACUGCCAGAAGAGCUGCGCUCGCCUCUCUCUGGUUGCCAGCUUCUCCACAUUCUACAUUUGGCCUGAGGAGAUGUGCAGAGCUAGAAUGGAUAGAAGUGGCAGCUUUAGAUGUGUUUUUGAAUGUCUCUUUCAGAGUUUUAGAGUACAUUUGUAGGAACAAUGAAUGUCAGGUGUAGUAGUAGCACAGAAACCAGAGUAAGUUGUUGAAAGCUUAGAAGAAUAGAGGAAAGUGAUUUUCAGUGUAGAUGUGGCUGUCCACUCUGAACUUCUAGCUUUGAUAACAUCCUCAGGGCUCCAGAAACUGCUCUUCUCCUGAGGCCUCAACAGACUCGGCUCUUUUUUUAAAUAUGCAAACCUUUGUACUUGCACCUUUUUAUUACCGUUUGAGUGUUUUUACAUGUUUUCCCAGACACGCUUGUGCACAGCUGACAAAUUUUGAAGACUGAAAACACCCUUUUAUUCUGAGAAGCACUAAAACAGCUAAUGCACUCACGCACAUAGAUACCUGGCCUGUGCAGAAGCGUGUCAUUCUUACAUUUUAACCACUACAAUAUUUAAUAUUUAUCACGGUGGUUGUACUUAUUUAAAUAUUGUGUGUAUUAUUUUAAAGACGCUGCUUUGUACUAAAAGUUUGAAUUGUACAAUCUUGAAAUUAGCACUACAAGCUUCUUAAUAAGCAAAAAUGUUACUCUACUUGGCUUGAAUUUAUUGACACUAGUACAGUGAAAAGGGGAUGCGUUUUUCCUGUAUCAAAGGUUAAUGUUAUUGGAAACAGUUCCCCGACACAUCCUCUUUAAGAGGAGCCAGAUAAACUAAAUGAAGUUUUAGAUGAAGGCAUGAAGCAAAAGUUGGAAACUAACUUAACCACAAAAUGGGAGUCCUUUAUUUCGCUUUUUAUCCAUCCUGUUUUUCAUUCCUUCCAUGAUUGAUGGAUUCAACAUCCUGCCUCACAAAGUUAACAUUUAAAAAAACAAAGCUUAAAGCACACUGAAGCAACCACACCUGAUGUAAAAUAAGACAAGUGCUCUGCUUACACUACUUGUACUGUAUUCUUCUCCAUUUCUGUUCCUGAUACAAUGGAUGGUUGCACUUUCCCAUUGGAAUAAAAUUUGA
Messenger RNA from Pelmatolapia mariae (spotted tilapia), 3283 nucleotides. RefSeq names its product dynein, cytoplasmic 1, intermediate chain 2a-like. The transcript is spliced from 17 exons. Bases 132 to 2087 code for a protein of 651 amino acids. Gene Ontology annotation, molecular function: dynein heavy chain binding; dynein light chain binding. Gene Ontology annotation, biological process: transport along microtubule. Lineage: Eukaryota; Metazoa; Chordata; Actinopteri; Cichliformes; Cichlidae. The record is from RefSeq and is a predicted model, not a curated record. Gene Ontology annotation, cellular component: cytoplasmic dynein complex.